Molecule: messenger RNA, 801 nt
Organism: Lottia gigantea (owl limpet)
Lineage: Eukaryota; Metazoa; Mollusca; Gastropoda; Lottiidae
Exons: 5
Coding region: 1-801 (266 amino acids)
Source: RefSeq, a predicted model, not a curated record
AUGUGGUUCAAUAUUUUAUUUUGGUUUGUUCUUCAUGGACUGAUUCACCAAUCAACUGCAGUUUAUUUUUGUACAAACAGUUCAACAGUAUCAACAGACGUUACACUGAAUCUUAUAAAAGGAACUGAUGAUAGUGGUUGUUACUGUACUGUCAAAUUACAUAAUACAGAUACUAUUGGAUCUGUUAAACCAAGAAUUCUAUUUGAAGUUAUAAAGUUUUCUGGUUGUAAAUAUAGACUUGUUAUUUCAUAUCAUAACAAUAGUCUUAGUUUAAGUUGUUCUCAUACUGACCCUUUUGACCAUAUCAUAAAUAAAACAGAAGAAAUUAAACUAUAUUUGAAGCCAGCUACUUCUUAUCAGAAUGAUACAGAAUUUGAGUUGAAAAUAACGUCUAAUGUAACUGCUGUUGGAGGUCCUUUACUAAGAUUGGAAUGCUUUUUACCAGACAACAAUCUAGAUACUACAACCACAACUAUAUUACCAUACACAGCAUCUUCCAGAGAAAUAAUUUCAACUUCUGUUCCAUUGUCAUCUACCAGUUCAACAGAGGACAUGAUAAAUUCAUCAACUAGACAAGAAGAUGAUGAUGGUGGUGUGGUUACUGCUGGAAUUAUUGGUGGAGUAAUAGGUGGUGUUAUUGGUGGAGUGGUAGUAGGUGUUUUAAUCUUUAUAAUAAUAUGUGUAAUGCAGAAUAGAAAGAAACAGACUGCAUCUGAAAUCUACAGUUCAACUUCAACACAAAACCAACCAGAAUCUCAAUAUACAGAUUUACAAUUGUCAAACAUUAAUAAUACCUUAUAG